AGAAAGCUUUUCAUGCCAUCUGUUUUAUUUUCCAUGAUUAGAAUUCCAAACCAAAUAUGAAUCCUAAAGAACGAAUUUUUCAACAUUAAGCUGAAUAGUUUAAGAGCUAAAAAUGUUGAGUAUCAUAAUUGCUGGGCUUCUGGUAUCUGCAUAUGGUUUUCCUCGUCCCCCAAUGGAAAAUCCUGAUCUCUUCGAAGGAGACAUAGCUGGAAUAGAUGGCUCUGCUGAUCGAAAUGCUAUAGUAUCAGAAAUAAAAAAAUGGCCGGAAGGAAUUAUACCAUACAAGAUUGACAAAGGUCUAGAUCACUUAAAGACGGAAAUUCUCAAAGCGAUGAAUCACAUCAUGGAAAAAACAUGCAUUAAGUUUGUGCAGAAAGAAAGCGAGAAAUCUUAUAUCAGGAUAUUUUCAGGAGAUGGGUGCUAUUCUCAUUGGGGAAGAACAGGUAAGAUGCAGCCAGUGUCAUUGGGUGCUGGGUGUGAAGACAUUGGAACAAUCAUUCACGAAUUAACUCAUGCUAUUGGAUUCGAUCACGAACAAAACAGAUCGGACAGAGAUGAUUACCUGCUCAUAUUUUGGCAGAACAUUGAUCCAGCGGAAUAUCCUCAGUUCGAAAAGUUAAAGCCUGAACAAAACAGACUCUUCAACAAAUUCGAUUACGAUUCUAUAAUGCUUUAUGGCGAAAAAGCUUUCUCCAGAGAUGGUCGAUCCAAAACCAUGAAAGCCAAAAAGAAAGGCAUUAAAAUUCUUGACUCGCCAGAGAAAGGAAAACUGAGCGAAAGUGAUGCUUUUAGAAUCAACGCACUCUAUGAAUGCAACAAAUCAUGAAGAGUAUUGUGACAUUUUAAUCAGUUUUAGAGAAAAUUAAAGCUCAGUUCAUUAAUAAAAAACAAUCUUAACAUCAAAAGAUAUCAGACAUAAAAACUGCAAUAAAGCUUUAAUAUACGUAAUGA
This is a messenger RNA of Parasteatoda tepidariorum (common house spider), 951 nucleotides long. Its product is annotated as astacin-like metalloprotease toxin 5. Gene Ontology annotation, biological process: proteolysis. Gene Ontology annotation, molecular function: metalloendopeptidase activity; zinc ion binding. Lineage: Eukaryota; Metazoa; Arthropoda; Arachnida; Araneae; Theridiidae. The record is from RefSeq and is a predicted model, not a curated record.